Molecule: messenger RNA, 1014 nt
Organism: Arachis ipaensis
Lineage: Eukaryota; Viridiplantae; Streptophyta; Magnoliopsida; Fabales; Fabaceae
Source: RefSeq, a predicted model, not a curated record
AUGAAGAAUGAUAAGAGAAGGGUCAGAGCUGCUUGUAUACAUGGAGGCUUCAUGCCUGGAAAAGAAGUGCAAAAAGCCAAGGCAAAGGCAAGAAAAGCAGCUAAGAAAAAGGCAAAGUUAGAGGCUGCUAAAGAAGCUAAUGAAAAUGACAAAGUUAAAAUGGUAACAGCAACAAAUGAGGCUCUUCCUGAAGGUGAGAAAGACAAUGAUGGAGCUACUACCAUUGAGGUAGAAGGACAAGCUAAUGCAGCAGAUAAUAAAAAAUGUGGAAAUGAAGGUGGAUAUCAAAUAAAGACCUACAACCCCACUCAUACUUGUAGAAGAGAGUUUGGCAAUAAUAUGACAGAUCAAAAUUGGGUAGCAAAGAAGCUAGAAAAGAGAUUGUUGAGUCAGCCACGGUUGACACAUGCAGAGGCAUGGGAUCACAUGAAGGUUGAUUACAAUGUGAUACUCAGUGACAAAAUGCUGUACAGAGGACUUCGGAUGGCUAGGAAAAAGUAUGUUGGUAACGAGAAGGCGCAAUAUGGCAAGCUGCGUGACUAUCUGAAUGAGAUACACAGGAGCAAUGAAGGUUCAUCUGCACUGUUGGCAGUGGAGCCUAUACCUCAAUCUCCUCCAUUAUUUGAUAAAUUGUAUAUUUGCUUAGAUGCCUGUAAAAGGGGGUUUAAGGCUGGAUGUCGCCCCUUGAUAGGUUUAGAUGGAUGCUUCCUGAAGGGUUUUUAUGGGGGACAAUUAUUGUCAGCUGUAGGACAGGACGUGAACAAUCAUUUUUAUGUGAUUGCGUAUGCAGUAGUUGACAUUAAGACAAAGGCAAGUUGAAAAUGGUUUCUGGAAUUGUUACAGGAUGAUCUUGGGCAAUGCACUUUUGAUGGUUGGAACUUCAUAAGCGAUCAACAGAAGGGUCUUUUGCCAGCACUAAAGGAGGUUAUGCCUAACGCACAUCACAGAAACUGCAUUAGGCACAUUUGGAAGAAUUUCACAAACAAAUACAAGGAUACACAGCUUAAGAAUGUG